UCUCCUGCUUCACCUAAACAACUGUAAUGCGUCACCGUAUGUCACGUGGGUGUUGCAUCCCAGAGUUCCCAACGAGGGAGGGAGCCGAAGUAAGGAAAGUUUGUGUGUGUGUAUCCUGUGGUUUAAAAAACUGUGGAACGAGGAACGUAAUCGAGUCAAACUACAGACUGAAAGUCCGUGAAAGGUGUUCACUGGUGUCACGAAAUAUCAGCCGUGCUUCUGGCAUUUUCGUUUACUUUGAAGAGGUUGUUUCUCCCCGAGGAAGGUUUGUAUUGGAAGACCAACGGGCUAUUAAAAUGUUAAAAUGGCUGGUGACUCAAGGACUUCCCCCGGUGGCAAACUGAGCCACGGCUGUUUUAAGAAGGGUAUACUGUUAAUGUUUAUUCCUUGCGAACUCUAGGAAUGCUAUCCCGAAAGAAGAGUAAACACGAAGCCUCCAAGUCUCCGCCAUUCGUACAUGGAAAAUAUGUCAAAAAAGAGACUAAUCCACUUCUGAAUUUGGUGCCUUCUUUUAUCCGACAUGGUCCAACUAUUCCAAGAAGAACAGACAUUUGUCAUUCAGAUGCUGGAUUUUCCUCCUCUUCAGAUGCAGUGGUUUUAAGAAACCAGAGCUUUAUGCGAACUCCAGUUCAGAGACCACAUCAAGAGAUUGGGAAACGGGAAAGCAAUAGACUGUCAGCACCAUCUUAUCCACCAAGAAGUGUUGCAGAUGUUCCACGGGAAUACAGGACAUCUUCCCAGUCAUUUUUGACAGAAACAAAUUCUGUAACAGAAAAUGGAGAUGCUGGCCCUCGCUAUUACUACCCUGAUCCAUAUUAUGAAGGACAGAGGUGGCGACAAGUGACCGAUCGUGUACAGAAUGACUAUCGGUAUUAUGAUCAAAGUAGUGAUCACGUUCAGAGGCUACCACAGGGCCCAGGAAGACAUCCACCAGGCAUUGGGCGCAUUCCUCCAAUCUCGCUGGGAAACUUAGCAAACCCUAAUGCUGAAGAAAUGCCUCUUCCUCCUGGUUGGACUGUGGACUGGACUAUUAGAGGAAGGAAAUAUUACAUUGAUCAUAACACUAAUACAACCCAUUGGAGUCAUCCACUGGAAAGAGAGGGACUUCCCCCCGGUUGGGAAAGAGUUGAAUCUCAAGAAUUUGGAGUUUACUAUGUGGAUCACGUCAACCAACGAGCUCAGUACCGACAUCCUUGUGCACCCAGUGUUCCCAGAUAUGAUCAGCCACCUCCGCCACCACCUCCUGUAACUUACCAGCCUAGGCAAGUGGAGAGAAACCAGACAGUCCUGGUUCCGGCAAAUCCAUACCACACUGCUGAAAUACCUGACUGGCUGCAGGUCUAUGCUAGGGCACCAGUAAAAUAUGAUCAUAUCCUGAAGUGGGAACUCUUUCAGCUUGCAGACUUGGACACUUACCAGGGUAUGUUAAAGCUGCUGUUUAUGAAGGAACUGGAAAGAAUUGUGAAGUCCUAUGAAGCAUACCGGCAGGCUUUACUUACAGAGCUUGAGAACCGUAAGCAAAGACAGCAGUGGUAUGCACAGCAGCACAGCAAGAAUUUUGUGCCAAAUAUGUAAACAAUCCUACCAGAAAGGACUGCACUUGUGUAGACCGUUUUUUAAUUUUUAUCAGUGGACAUGUACCUUGAACAUGAUGAAUAUUCAACUUGGCAGCUCAUGAACUUUUUAAUUGAAGAUAACUACGUCUGUGUCAAUGUCUUCUGCUUUUAUCACCAUAUGUAUUGUAUCUGUGCUUAAUUGUAACAUAUAAUUAAUUUUAAACAUCAUCUUGUAUAAGAGCAAGUGUUCUAGGAAAAUAAUUUUUGUUUCAGUCUGACAAGUUCACUGCAGUUUACCCAACUGAGUGUGGUAGAAGACAGGCCUGUAUGUUGUCGGUCAUCUGAGGCUUAAAUAGUAAUUUAUUUCUGAAUCCAUGCUUCACCAAGUCAUCUCUGCCUGUUAAAGGUAGUAGUUUCAGAAAAAUAAAAUUUUUGUAAAUAGUUUA
Messenger RNA from Protopterus annectens (West African lungfish), 2002 nucleotides. RefSeq names its product salvador family WW domain containing protein 1 (gene SAV1). The transcript has 5 exons. Bases 403 to 1575 code for a protein of 390 amino acids. NCBI's taxonomy places the organism in Eukaryota, Metazoa, Chordata, Ceratodontiformes, Protopteridae. Gene Ontology annotation, biological process: regulation of cell population proliferation; hippo signaling; apoptotic process. Gene Ontology annotation, molecular function: protein binding; molecular adaptor activity. The record is from RefSeq and is a predicted model, not a curated record.